This is a messenger RNA of Megalops cyprinoides (Indo-Pacific tarpon), 3613 nucleotides long. RefSeq names its product transporter 1, ATP-binding cassette, sub-family B (MDR/TAP) (gene tap1). Gene Ontology annotation, cellular component: membrane. Lineage: Eukaryota; Metazoa; Chordata; Actinopteri; Elopiformes; Megalopidae. The transcript is spliced from 13 exons. Gene Ontology annotation, molecular function: ATP hydrolysis activity; ABC-type oligopeptide transporter activity; ATP binding. The record is from RefSeq and is a predicted model, not a curated record. The coding region runs from base 97 to 2280 and encodes 727 amino acids. Gene Ontology annotation, biological process: transmembrane transport.
UAUACCAGGUAGCUGGCUACCGUGUGUAAAGUCUGAGUGUUUCGCCGGCAGCCGGCCACCCCACAGAGAUAUUCAGUGGCAGAGAAUUUGAUCGAGAUGCCGAAGAUGGUUUUCUCCCCGCUGAUGUUUCUGUGCUUGGAUGUCUGUGCAGUGCAGGCAGUGCGCUGGGCCCAGCUCCUGCCUUUCCUCCUCCCUCACCCUUUCCUCACCCUUUGGGGUGGGGGCGUGCUCCGUGCCGCUCUCCUCCUCUUCCUCACCCUCUCCCCGGGGUGCCCGCAGUGGUUAAGAUCUCCGAAGGGGGUCCAGACCCUGGGGGUGCACAGCUUCCUCUCCCCAGCCUACAUCACCCUUCUGUGGGCCUGUGGACAGUCAACUCUGGAGCUGCUGUGGGGGUGGCACUCCUGGCAAGGGAUACUGCAAGGAUAUGUCGUCACAGCUGUGUCUCUGUUAUUCUGGCAACGAUAUGUUCCUUUGCUCUCCUCUAAACGCACCAAGAAAUCCCAGGAAAAAAAUGGUGCUUCGUUGCAGAGGCUUCUGGGAUACAUGCAGCCAUACAUCCUGCGGUUUGCAGCGAUUGUUUCCUUGGUGGUGAUCUCCUCUCUGGGUGAGAUGGCUAUUCCAUAUUACACGGGCCGAAUGACUGACUGGAUCAUGAACGAGGAAGAACCUGAGGCCUUCACUCAUGCCAUCACUGUCAUGUCACUGAUAACCAUCAUGAGUGCUGUGAGCGAGUUUGUCUGUGACCUCAUCUACAACAUCACAAUGAGCCGCAUCCACACCUUCAUCCAGGGCCUGGUCUUCAAGUCUGUGCUGAAUCAAGAGAUCGCUUUCUUUGACACAGCGCAUACUGGUGACAUUGUGUCCCGCAUCACCACGGACACCAACACCAUGAGCGAGUCUCUCAGUGAGAAGCUCAGCCUGCUGAUGUGGUACUUCAUGCGCGUCACCUUCCUCUUCGUCUUCAUGCUCCGGCUCUCCUGGAAGCUGUCUGUCUUCACCGCGCUGGGGCUGCCCAUCAUCUGGGUCAUUCCUGAGAUCUCCGGCAAAUUCUACCAGUCGCUGUCAGUGCAGGUGCAGGAAUCUCUUGCCCGGGCAAAUGACGUCGCCAUGGAGACCUUCUCCUCCAUGAAGACGGUGCGGAGCUUUGCCAAUGAGGAGGGCGAGACCCGAAGGUACAAGCAGCGGCUGGAGGACACGUACUCGCUCAACAAGAAGGAGGCUGCGGCCUACGCUGCUUCCACCUGGACCAAUAGCUUGUCCAGUCUGGCCUUGAAGGUCAGCAUCCUGUAUUAUGGUGGCAGGCUGGUUACAGGUGGUGACGUCACUAGCGGUGACCUGGUGUCCUUUGUGCUGUAUGAGCUGCAGUUCACCUCUGCUGUAGAGGUCCUCAUGUCCUAUUACCCCCAUGUGAAGAAGGCCAUAGGGGCCUCAGAGAAGAUUUUUGAGUAUGUGGACCGAAAACCUCAAGUACCCCCCGAUGGCUCUUUGGCCCCCGAGAAACUGAAAGGUCAUCUGCACUUCAAGAAUGUUACUUUUGCCUAUCCUAAUAGGCCUGACACACCGGUGCUCAAGGACUUCUCUUUGGAGCUGAAGCCAGGUCAAGUCACUGCCCUGGUGGGGCCCUCAGGAGGAGGGAAGAGUACAUGUGUGAGUCUGCUGGAGAGAUUCUAUCAGCCUCAGGAAGGGGAGAUCUUCUUGGACGGACAGCCGCUGCACAGCUACCAGAACCAGUACCUGCAUAGCAAGAUCGCUGUGGUCAGCCAGGAGCCUGUGCUCUUUGCCCGCUCCGUGAGGGAGAACAUCAAGUACGGCCGGGAGAAUGCCACUGAUGAUGAGAUGUUUGAGGCUGCCAAAAUGGCCAACGCACACAAAUUCAUCACUGACCUGCCAAACGGAUACAACACAGAUGCUGGUGAAAAGGGGGGCCAGGUGUCAGGAGGGCAGAAGCAACGCAUCGCCAUUGCCCGAGCUCUGAUUGGACAGCCUCAGAUCCUGGUGCUGGACGAUGCCACCAGCUCCCUGGAUACCGAGAGCGAGCACUUGGUUCACCAGGCUCUGCUGAAAAGCUCAAACCGCUGCGCAAUAUUGAUGAUCGCUCACAGGUUGAGUGCUGUGGAGAAGGCCAAUCACAUCAUCUUCCUGCAGGGAGGGGAGGUGCUACAAGAAGGGACCCAUGCCAAGUUGCUGGAGAAGGGCGGGGCCUAUGCCCAGCUUGUGCAGAAGCAGAACACAGCAUUCCAGCGAAACACUGGGGAAGGGACAGACACAGAGAAGGUUUAAUAUAAUGUAUGAGCCCCUCGUAUUGUAUGGGAGAGAGCAUGUGAACAUGCGUGACAGCACAGUGUGACUAUGAAACAAGCUGAAGGUGUAUAUGACAUCAUACACAAAUGUAAAGAGGAAACAGAGUAAACCAAACCUGGUGUACUACACAUCUGAUUUAAUUUUUUUAAUUUAUUUGUUCUUUUGCCCCUUUAUGCAGCCCUGAUUUAGAAUUGCCAGUUGUACGUUAGGCUCAUUUCACUUUGCACUUGCGCACAAGCCAAAUGCAAUACUCCAAUACACUCACAAGCCACGUGCACAUGUAUAAACAUCUUUUGUACUACAUUGCACCACAGGGAAGUGGGCACUUAUUGAGGAUAGGCACAACUCUGUUAACAUCAUCCAAGCAGUCUGCCAACCUACCCACCCUUAUCUCCACCGGAAUGAAGCCAAACUGUACAGCCUCUGUGCAGUCCUGGUCGUGGUAAGCAAAUGAAAUGACCGGUAUGGAACCCUGGCUGUAGGGGUCAGCCUAUGCUCAAAGUGAACACCUUGCUGACUGAGCCACUCGGGACCCUGUUAUACUGCACAUUUGGCAUAUGUGUUUUUUCAUUCCUCAAUGCAGAUUGCCAGCUGGCUGUGGCUACCUACAUCCUCAGUAGUUGGCUAGUGUAUCUGGCUUUCUCCACUAGGUCACAAUAUAUCAUCACAAUGUCCCCUUAGUCUCUCCUGUAUUUUGGCCAAACUUGCACUCCAUGACAUCUCAGCAGCCAGCUAAAUCCCAAUGAAACUGGUGAACAAGAGAGUAUAGUACGCAGUACUGUAAGGAUCAUAUCAUUGCUUAAAUGGCUGACCUGUGUAUUCUUAAUGACUUAAGAGCAUUUAUUGGUAAGUUCACACAGAAGAAAACAUAGUUGACAAUCCUACAAGACUAGAGCAUUUCAGAAUAUGUGAUGUCAAAUAUGUAGGAGUACAUAAUGAAAGGAAAAAAACAUGGUGAAGCACAGAGUUACAGUUAAUAAUUAGGUACACUGUUGAGCAUUGUAUACUUAAUUUAUUCCUGUACACCACAAAUAUUAUUAAUAAUUAUGUGUACAUUUCCUUGGCAAUUUGUUUUAAAUAGACACAGCAAUAGCGGUGCUCUCUUUACACAAAUCUUACUGAAUCUUACAGUUCUGGCCCAACUUUGAAUACUUAAUUUUCGUUGUUAUUUUCAGUAAGAUCUGUGUAAAGAGAGCACCGCUAUUGCUGUAUCUAUUUAUGUGCGUAUUCAUUCCCUUCAAGGUCAGGACAUUUGUUCUUAAUGUUGCCUCUCCUCUGUGUCAGACAAGGAGAGAGCAGAAGGGAAUUCAGU